Pollicipes pollicipes is the source of this 1032-nucleotide messenger RNA. RefSeq lists its product as uncharacterized. Gene Ontology annotation, biological process: regulation of cell shape; cortical actin cytoskeleton organization; cell migration. Gene Ontology annotation, molecular function: actin filament binding. The transcript has 8 exons. The coding region runs from base 1 to 1032 and encodes 343 amino acids. Gene Ontology annotation, cellular component: cytosol. The record is from RefSeq and is a predicted model, not a curated record. NCBI's taxonomy places the organism in Eukaryota, Metazoa, Arthropoda, Thecostraca, Pollicipedomorpha, Pollicipedidae.
AUGAACGGCACUCUCCGCUCCAAGGAGCACCACAACUUCUUCCGGCGCGCACUGACGGACGAGUACGACUGCCUGCUCUGCCUGAAGCACUGUUUGCGCUGCGAGGAGACGGCCGCCAAGCUGGUCGGCUACUCACAUGGCCUCUACACGGUGGCCGUCUGCAUCAUGAGCAACUUCAGCAAGUCGCGCACGCUGGCGCUGGAGGUGAUGGAAGCCGCCUCCACACUGCGACUCCGCUUCGGUGAGCCAGUGCGCUUCAAGUUCCUGGUCGGCAUGCUGACCUCGUUCGGCGCGCCCAGUUUCCAGCUUGCGUGCCUUCGCUUCCUGAACCGUCUGACCGAGCUGGCAGCCAGCAAGAAGGAGCGGGUCCACCUGCAGGCCGAGAUCGAGGAGGCCGGCUUCGAUGUCAGCAUCAUCAGGAAGUUCCUGUCAUCCACCAACGAGAGUGCGGCGCUUCGGGAUGAGCUUGACAGAUGGCAGCAGCAGUACCUGGACGUGGAGGAGCUGUACGCGCAGCUGCUGGCGGAGCGGGCACACUCUGCCCGGCUCCGUGUCGAGAAGGACGCCCUCCACCAGGAGGUCAAGGUCAGACCCGCAGAGAAGCGGAACAGCCGGUCAUCGGACACGCGCUUGAAUCGCGUGAAGGGUCUCGUGAUCCCGAGCGAUGGCAGCGAGCCGACCGUGGCGAAGGAUGUCAAGCGGGAGGAGAAGAAGGCAAGCAGCGAGGACGGCAGCAGGGGCGGCCGGACUCAGGGCCGCCUCUCGCCGUCCGACUUCGAGAAGGAGAAAGUCUGCGAGGAGACGAUCGAAGUGAAGAACGACAUGAUCCUGUUCGAGCCAGGCGAGCCGCGCGCCGGCGGCUCCCCAUAUCCCACGGCGCUGUCGGACCACUGCCUGUACCAGAACAUGCCGACGGCGGCGGCGCCGUGCGGUCGGCGUAGCUGCGCCUCCGACGACAUCCGCGAGGCCAUGGACCAGCUGACCAGCGUCAUCGACAACGCCGAGUCCUCGCUCAGCCUCAUCUCGGCCUGA